AUGAGUUUUGCCUUAGUAAUUAUUAAUAUUUUAAUAUUAAAAGUUUUAUUUGUUAAUUGCUCGGAUGAUGAAUAUAGGCUUUUGCAAGAUUUGAAGGAGCGUUAUGAUCCAAUAAGCCUUCAUCUUUAUUUACAACAAAUUGUUGAUGUUGAUGAAAAGAAUCAAGUUUUAACAGUAGUGCUUUGGGAGGAAUUUCGAUGGUUCGAUUAUAAAAUGCGUUGGGACCCUCGAGAAUAUGGGGGAAUAAAAAAAAUUCGAUUUCCUACUGGGACUCUCUGGAGACCGGAUGUUCUUCUCUUUAAUAGUGCUGAUGAGAAUUUUGAUGCUCGAUUUGAUGUUAAUUUUGUAGUUAAUAAUGAUGGAAGUAUUUUAUAUUCCCCUCCAGCACUUAUUAAAUCAUCAUGUAAAAUUGACAUAACAUGGUCAGUUCCUAACAUAAAAAAUAGUAAUCUUUUAUUUGUCAGGUUUCCAUUCGACGAACAAAUGUGUUUAUUAAAGUUUGGACCCUGGACACAUCAAAGAUAUGCUUUAGAUUUGUGUAUUGACAGAGAGGGUAUAAGGGAGGAAGACAAACACAAACAUAGCAUUGAUAUUACCUAUUAUGUAACUAAUGGAGAAUGGGAUUUAAUUUCAACGCCGGCAAAUAUUUCAACUCCUCCUUUUGGCGAUCAAGGGGAUUCUUUUAUUGAAUUACAUUUUUAUAUACACAUUAAACGCAAAAUAAUUUAUUAUGGAAUGAAUUGGAUAGUUCCCAGUGUGCUUUUUUUAUUGACCAAUGUUUUGGGUUUCACUAUGCCGGCGGAAUGUGGCGAAAAAAUAACUUUACGUUUGUUUACUGUGUUAAUAGUAUCUAUUAAUAACUUCAUUAAAAUCUUAGAAACAACAAAUCUUCUUUCCGUAACAGUUUUUCUUGGAAUGGUUGCAGACAUAACUCCCCCAACUUCCGAUUCUGUUCCAAUUAUUGCCGCCUUUUUUUCUAUUGCAAUGGUGAUUCUUGGUUCUUCAAUUAUUUUUACUUUACUUAUAAUUAAUGUACAUUUUCGUUCUCCUCGAACACAUAAAAUGACGCCGUGGGUACGCACAAUUUUCUUAGAAUGGUUGCCUUGGCUUUUACUUAUGAAUAGACCGGGGAAACAAUUUCGAAAGCCAAAACGUAAACGUCGAACACCUCGACAAAGACCUGGUACUUGGACGUCUGAACAACAGAUUGAAUUACAGCAAAGAGAACAUUUGAAACAACGUGUUUUCCCUAAAACAUUACAAACUAGCGAUUCAAGUACAAGUCGAGGCUCAUUAGGUGUUGGUUUAAAUCGACAACAAUAUACACAGGAAUCAACAUUAAUAAUGGAAAAACCUUCUACUCCUUUAUUAACAGCAAAUUCAGGCAGUAAAGAUAAAGGAAAGAGAAUUCUUGAAGAUCGACUCGAUUCGUUUUUAAUAUCCGAAUAUGGAACUACAGAAUUAUUACGUUCCACACUUCGUGAACUUUCGGAUUAUCUACAUUUAUCCCAACAGAAAAUGGAUGAAGAAGAAGAGGAGGAGGAAGCAAAGGCUGACUGGCGUUUUAUGGCAAUGUCUUUAGACAGAGCUUGCCUUUUCCUUUAUGCCUUUAUUUGUUGUGCUCUCCCACUUUGGAUAUUUACUGCGACGCCAAAAUAUAUAUUACCUAUCGAUCCAACAAAAAUUGUUAAUCCUAAAGCUUUAUGUUCAUUUAAAGAAAAUUAG
Messenger RNA from Meloidogyne enterolobii, 1725 nucleotides. NCBI's taxonomy places the organism in Eukaryota, Metazoa, Nematoda, Chromadorea, Rhabditida, Meloidogynidae. The record is from the annotation of a GenBank genome assembly.